Molecule: messenger RNA, 498 nt
Organism: Pygoscelis adeliae (Adelie penguin)
Lineage: Eukaryota; Metazoa; Chordata; Aves; Sphenisciformes; Spheniscidae
Gene: CIAO2B
Product: family with sequence similarity 96, member B
Exons: 4
Biological process (GO): iron-sulfur cluster assembly
Cellular component (GO): cytosolic [4Fe-4S] assembly targeting complex
Source: RefSeq, a predicted model, not a curated record
GUGCAGCUCCGCUCCGCUUUCCUUAACCCGGCACAUCUCAUUCGCUCCAUUAACGACCCCGAGCACCCCCUCACCCUGGAGGAGCUGAAUGUCGUCGAGCAAGUGCGAGUGAAAGUGAAUGACGCAGAAAGCACGGUGGCAGUGGAGUUUACGCCCACCAUUCCUCACUGCAGUAUGGCGACGUUAAUCGGCCUCUCCAUAAAAGUAAAAUUGAUCAGAUCUCUGCCUGAGAGAUUUAAGCUGGAUGUUCAUAUAACACCAGGAACACAUGCCUCUGAGCAUGCAGUUAAUAAACAGCUUGCUGAUAAAGAACGUGUAGCAGCUGCUUUGGAAAACUCUCACUUGCUGGAAGUGGUGAAUCAGUGUUUGUCUGCUCGAUCGUAAUUGCCCAAUGAGGAAAUCGUUGGUGUUCUGCUAUGUUAAACUAAUUUUGUAUAUAAGUGGUGACGCUAGUGUUACACUAUACAUAUGAGCAAAAUAAAAUCACUUGGAUUUUCU